AGACCAAAUGGUGUUAGAAUGAGUCAUAAUCAACGCAGGCGUGUUCGUUAUUGAGUAUAUACAUUCAACAAUGUUUAUCUUAGUAACAUUUUCAAACCCCUUGAUAAGCCUAAUAUAUCUUUGCAAACAUAUCAAGGAGCCUGAAAUAUUUUUCAUGUGGGCUUUCUUCAGUGUGACGUUACAUAUUUCCUCAUACAUAAUUUAUAUAACCAGGCCGGUGAAUUCACACCCCAAUGUGAUCCGGAGAGGAAUAAGGGCUGUUUUACCACUCAAAUUAUGGAAAUUGCUUCUGUGAAGGACUCUGUAUAAAUAAAAUAGAAAAAUGAUCUAUUAUCGCUCAUUUGUUUCACAUGGCGGGCAUGGUAGUUUUCUGACUCGUUUUUGGAAUUUACAUCAAGCCUGAGCUUUAUGAUCAGUAUGGAAAAGAGGACUCAUUGCUAUCAGGAUUGCUACUUUAUUGUCUUAUAACCUCAAUAAUAUUGUCAUUGGAUAUAUUCGUAAUGGAAAUCCUAGUAGCUUUGUUAAUGCUACCCGUGCUUCCUGUGUCAUUUUGAAUUUACUGCUGAGCGUGGUGAUGUUGACCAAGAGUCAGAGAUGCUAUGAAUAGACUCCCUGGGGGACAGCAUUCAGAGGAGGAUAUGGACUUCCUCUUUCAUUUCAAGAGAGGUAUGAGCUGGCAGCAAUUACUUCUUUAUAUUUAUAAAAACAAUAAGAUUAUUUUCAAGAAGGUUAAUUUCAGGGAACAUUUUGACGAUAAGGAUUUAAAACAUUUCUUAACCCCAGUGGAGUGAACUCCUGAGAUAAAUAAAUCAGGUCAUAAGAGAGGAAGCUUUCUCACUGGUGAUGCAACCAGGAAGAAUAGUGAGAUGAACCUAAUGAUUCCCGAUGAUUCUUCCGUGAGCGGAUCUCCAGAUAAUUCGUUUACUCCAAUCAGACCUUAUGAUGCUAAACUUCAAGCUUUCAUGCAGGAUAUAGAAGAUGAGUUCAAAUUUUCCGAUGAGGGCAUAAGCAAUGCUCUUAAUCUGAAGAAAUGCGAGAAAGAGACACCAAGAGAUUAUCAAAGAGCCGAAUCUCCUCCUAAAAGAUUAGAUGAAGUUUCAGCGAGAGAUGUCAGUGAUGUCUGGGAUCUCCCGCUUGAAGCUAGAAAGUCUGAAAAAUAAGACUAUAAGAAGAUUUUCAAUAAUCAAGAGCAGACCUUCCAUAAAGAAGAUUGAUAGAGGAAUUGUAUGCACAAUCUGUCAAGAUGAUAUUGAAGAGAAUGACACUGUCCUCCAACUUGAAUGUGGACGAACACAUCUGUUACAUUUUGGGUGCCUCAAAGAAUGGCUUACUAUAAAAUUUGAAUGUCCGACAUGUAGGACCAACUUACUCGUCCUAUAUAAAGACAAAAUCAGAGAGGAGGCUGCCAAGAAUAACCAACUCUCUGAUGAUGAUAACCAGUUGUAUGCAGAGGACCUAAUUCCUUUACAAAAAGCACGAGAAAAACUUCUUAAUGAGAUCGAUGAGAUGGAAAAUACCCAAAAACAGCUGGAAGAAUCAUCUUCGAAGAAAUAA
Messenger RNA from Moneuplotes crassus, 1554 nucleotides. Lineage: Eukaryota; Ciliophora; Spirotrichea; Euplotida; Euplotidae. The record is from the annotation of a GenBank genome assembly.